Molecule: messenger RNA, 789 nt
Organism: Aspergillus japonicus CBS 114.51
Lineage: Eukaryota; Fungi; Ascomycota; Eurotiomycetes; Eurotiales; Aspergillaceae
Exons: 3
Coding region: 1-789 (262 amino acids)
Source: RefSeq, a predicted model, not a curated record
AUGGAGCAUGUGCUCGCCCUGCCCGAGCUUCCAGAGCUCAUCCUCUUCUCCCUUGAUGAACGAACCCUCCUAACCUCCGCCCAACGUGAGAAGCUGGUUUUCAAGCCCUGCCGCCGCCGCCGCACGGCAAGCGAUCCGGAGAAUAACACGAGGAGUGACAGCUCACCAAGCCAGCAGCCAACUCUCAUCAAUCCCCUCCUUACCACCGCCUUCCCCGUCUUCUUCCCGCCCCGCCCCUGGAGAUAUGGCAUCUGCGGUCUCGACUUUGUCACAGACCCUGCCAAGCAAGCAGCGUUCCUGCGCCCCGAAGCGAGCUGGCGCUCCAUGCUCGUCCAACAGCCGCCGGCGUACUCGCUCGGCCUGUUGCAACACCAGCACCAUACCGCGUAUUACGGCUCGUAUGAGAUGAUGAAGUCCCAUGAGGGUCUGCGCAUGGAAGCGCUGUUCGAAUUGCUGUUCUUCCACCCAGACCUCACCUCCCAGGACAGCUUGCCUCACGACAUCAUCUGGUGGGGCGAGUGCGCUGAUCCUUUUCUCCGGCUGAUGAUCGCACCGUGGGCGGCGAUGGACGGCGUAGAACAACCCGAUGUUCUGGUGUGUAUGCUCAAUUUUGUACGGGACGAGUGGGAUAUUGAUGAGGAGGAGGAGGAGGAGGAGGCGGAUGAGGGUUAUCAGAGCGUGGUCAAUUCCAUCCAGAGUGGGUAUCGGGCGCUGGGGCUAGAGCCUAAAAUCCUUCGAGAACCGGAGUGGGAGAGGCAGACGAUAGAGUACCCUGGAUCAUGGCACUGA